This is a messenger RNA of Penicillium verrucosum, 804 nucleotides long. Its product is annotated as NUDIX hydrolase. The transcript has a single exon. Lineage: Eukaryota; Fungi; Ascomycota; Eurotiomycetes; Eurotiales; Aspergillaceae. Gene Ontology annotation, molecular function: 8-oxo-dGDP phosphatase activity. The record is from RefSeq and is a predicted model, not a curated record. Bases 1 to 804 code for a protein of 267 amino acids.
AUGCAGUGGUCCGAUCUGUGGUCAAUCGACCACCACAAACAAACUGUGACAUUAGAUACUCCAGCUACAGCCACAGUCGAUAUGCGCUCUCUAGUGCUUGAGGAUACCCUCCUGGCCACCAGAAAGUCCGGUGUGAUAUCAAUGCUAGAAAGCUGGCGCGAUGAGAAUUUCCCGGUCUAUGACCCAGAAGGAGAGGUUCUUCUCGAAAUAGAGCGUUGUGCAAGUGCCUUGUUUGGGAUUGUGACAUAUGGUGUCCAACUUCUGUGUUACGUGAGGGACAAACAAGGUCUUCGAUUAUGGAUUGGUAAGAGAUCAGAAAGAAAGCAGACCUACCCAGGUAUGCUCGAUAGCACUGCAGCUGGCGGUCUCGGUGUCGGCAAGCUACCCAUUGAAGCUCUCAUAUGCGAAGCACAAGAAGAGGCGUCCAUACCAGAAGAAAUUGUGAGGAUGAAUGUCAAACCAAUGAGUCACCUCACUUAUUUCCACAUUCGUGGGAAUCAAGCUGGAGGAGAGGGUGGCCUAUUUCAACCAGAGAUCGAGUAUACAUAUCAACUCGAAUUGGAUUCAAGCACGAUCCCAAAGCCAAGGGACUCAGAAGUGGAGUGUUUCAGCUUAUACACUGUUGAUGAAGUGCUCUAUGCAUUGAAACAGGGACAGUUCAAGCCAAACAGUGCUAUUGUUAUUGUUGAAUUCCUCAUUCAACAUGGGAUCCUGAAUGUUGAAAAUGAGCCUGACUACUCUGCAAUCUUGUCGCACUUACAUCGCAAGCUUGAAUUCCCUCUUCUUAUCCAACCAUCUAAUUGA